UGCCAUGUCUGCACCCAGGAUCUGAACUGGAGAAACCCUGGGCUGCCCAAGUGGAGUGCACAAACUUAACCACUCAGCCACGGGGCCAGCCCCUAAUCCUUACUCUUAAUACACCAUUUAUAUGUUUACUGAAAUUCUAUCAUACUAUUCAUCAUUCAUGGCAGUGGGUCUUAAACUCUUUUGGUAUAUUGACAAAUCUCAUGAAAGCCUAUGCCCUUUCUCCCUGAAAUACAUGUGUAUCCUCCAUUUCUAUAUAAUUCUAAGUAGUUUAUUGACCUUAUGGUAAGUAUGAAGAUCAUUGAUGCAAUUUUAUUGGCAAUAAUUUCAUUGGAAAUUCUAUUGGUAGUAAAUUUUAUUUCAAAUUCCUAAUAGUUAUGACAAUCUUUUUUUCAUCUGAACGCCUUUCAGUCUUGUUCUGAGAGUAAGUAAGGAGCAAGAAAUAAAUGGCCAGGAUGUUUCUUUAAAAGACACAUUUACACAUACUUGAAACAAAAGCAAAACAUCUUAUGUAGGAAAAUGUAGAUUUAGUGAGAAAUAUAUUUCUAGAGUUUGUAGAUUAAGAUUCCUAGUUUUCUUAUGGUGUUAUAAUAGUUUUAGUGAAGUUAAAGUCCUCUUUGAUAUUUUUACAUGGAUGGCAGAAAUUUUGCAUGAUAAAUGAUUUUUGAAUGUCCUAAGAUAUAUGUGAUAUAGUAUGUUAUGUUUUGAUUUGUACUUAUUUUACCACAUAUUAAUUUAUUCACAUAGCAUUUAAAAAGACUAUAUUUCACUUUUUUCCUUAUCAAACUAAUGUUUUAGUGAUUUUUUUUUCCUAAUUAAAUAAAACAAGUUGCCGAAAUCCAAUUUUAUGGUCAGAAACAUUUUAUGGUCCAAUAAUUCAAUCAAUCCUUAUGUCUUCUCUUCUGAGGUAUGAGUUAAUACAGAAAGGAAUAACUGAACUUAGAGAGGUUGGGAAUGUUCCAGAUGUCUACACCCAGAAUAUGCUUUUAGAAAAUGAGAACAAAAAUUUGAGGAAAGACUUGAAGCACUACAAACAGGCAGCUGACAAGGCUAGAGAAGAUCUUCUUAAAACUCAGAAAGAACGUGAUUUUCAUCGAAUGCACCACAAGCGAGUAGUCCAGGAAAAAAACAAAUUAAUUAAUGACCUCAAAGGGUUGAAGUUACAUUAUGCGUCUUAUGAACCAACCAUAAGGGUGUUGCAUGAGAAGCACCACACUUUACUGAAGCAGAAAAUGCUGACCUCUUUGGAAAGAGACAGAGCAGUCAAGCAGAUUUCUGGACUUCAAGCAUCGUGGAGGCUUAUGGAUACAGGACAUGAUAUCUAUGUUCCUGAAAUUAGAGUUGUUCCUAGUUUUGAAAAGGAAAAUGCACCAGAAGGUCCUACUCAGAAAGGUCUUCGUGAAGCCAGGGAACAAAACAAAUGUAAAACAAAGAUGAAAGAUAAUACAAAGGACUCCGAAUUUCCCACAGAUAUGAUGCCAAAUCCAAACCUGUAUUUAUGUAAGGAAAAUAUUGGUCCAGCAAAAUUUGACUACAAGCUGAAUGACAUAUUUAGACUUCAUGAGCUUCCAGUGAGCUGCAUCAUUGUGCACCCCCGCAGAGACAUCUUAGUCUCCUGUGGGGAGGAUCGCCUCUGGAAGGUGGUGGGGCUCCCCAAAGGCAACGUGCUUCUCACAGGAUUUGGCCACACCGACUGGCUUUCCAACUGCUGCUUCCAUCCCAGCUCUGAAGGUCAGAAGUCAGAAGUCUCACUGGGCUUAACUGGAUUGUACAAUACUACAGCCACUUUGGAAAAUGGCAACAAGUUGGCUACUUCAAGUGGUGACACUACAGUUAAAUUAUGGGACCUCUCUAACGGCAACUGCAUUUUGACCUUGGAAGGACACAACCAUGCAGUGUGGUCCUGCACGUGGCACUCCUGUGGUGAUUUUGUGGCUUCUUCCUCACUGGAUACAACUAGUAAAAUCUGGGAUGUCAAUAGUGAAAGAUGCAGAUGCACGUUGUAUGGACACACAGAUUCCGUGAACAGCAUUGAAUUUUUUCCUUACUCGAACACUCUUCUCACGGGUUCUGCAGAUAAGACCUUGUCUGUAUGGGAUGCAAGAACGGGUAAAUGUGAGCAGUCUCUUUAUGGUCAUAUGCAUUCUAUCAAUGAUGCCACCUUCGCUCCUAGGGGUCACAUAAUAGCAUCCUGCGAUGCCUGCGGAGUUACAAAACUAUGGGACUUCCGGAAGCUCUUACCGAUUGUGUCCAUUGAUGUAGGUCCGAGUCCUGGCAAUGAGGUGAACUUUGAUCCAUCAGGUCGAGUUUUAGCUCAGGCGAGUGGCAAUGGAGUUAUCCACUUGCUGGAUCUUAAAUCAGGGCAGAUUCACAAAUUGAUGGGCCACGAGAGUGAGGCUCACACAGUCGUGUUUUCUCAGGAUGGAGAGAGUCUAUUUUCCGGAGGCUCCGAUGGCACUGUUCGAACGUGGUCUUGACGGUCAGCAUACCCACUGCAGACGGCAUUCCCUUUAAGGCUUGAAAUGCCUCGUAUAGUCCCAAACAAGUAAAUAUCUGGUUAAAUAUGCCAGAAGGUAACAUUUACAAUUUGCUUUAAAACAUGCGUUGGACAUAUAUUUUAGUGCUCGUACUGUUACCAAUAAAAAUAAUAACUUUUUGCUCA
Messenger RNA from Equus caballus (horse), 2659 nucleotides. Lineage: Eukaryota; Metazoa; Chordata; Mammalia; Perissodactyla; Equidae. The record is from RefSeq and is a predicted model, not a curated record.